Molecule: messenger RNA, 3282 nt
Organism: Physcomitrium patens
Lineage: Eukaryota; Viridiplantae; Streptophyta; Bryopsida; Funariales; Funariaceae
Source: RefSeq, a predicted model, not a curated record
UAGGUUAUUUCAAUCUUCAAUAAUAAUUUGAAGCUAACUAAUGUAAUCCUAACAUUAGUAACAAUCAAUCUUGGGAUCGAACCCCGGAGACCUCUCUCACACGCUCUCUAGUGGCUCCUCACCGUCGAAGUGUUGCAUUGCCCUCUCGGAGCUCAGACUUUCGACUUGAGCUUUGCCUCGCUCUCGACAGCGUCGCACCGCAAGCUUGUGAUCCACAUGCACAUAUACAUGCGGGAUGAACCAUUAUAUUGCGGCGACACGAGCGCUCCAGGCAUGGCUGUGAGUUUUUCUACAGCUCGCGAUACUGGUGUCUGGUGAAAUCGGAAUCGCCGUGUGCGAACGGUCGCAAUGAGAUUUAUUGCAACGAAGAGAUGUUCGCCGUCUGUGUGCGCCAGGCAUUUUGCGCAUCUUCGACAUGGAGCGCAGACGACGUGGUUGUUCGUAGUUUUUGUGCUGCUCGUUUGUGAGUUCUCGGCGCAGCUUGGUGAUAGAUUAGCUAUAAUCACGAACGUGGACGCAGUUAGGGUUGGUGUGAGCGAAGCGUUUUCGCAGGGAGAUUGUGAAACCACACUCUACUCUAGCGACAACUACCUUAAAUGUACUUUCGACCUCCAGCUCGUCCCAAACACGACGCAGGAUGUGAGCGACCUGAUCAAGCUGCACACGAAUUCCAGCAACAGCCGUAUAAAAAUCCGUGCCACUCGUCGGGGCUUUCACAGCUCUGCCGGGUUCGUCUGCUCUGGCCGAAGGAGUAGCAGUAAGAAGGAACGCGUGGAAUUUGGGGAUGACCAUGGCCGGCGCAGUUUACGUGUCACGUCGUACACAAUGCUGCUUCACGUCAUGAAUCAUGUAGUAUCGGUUGACGCGGAGCAGCAUAAGCUUACGGUUGAGGCUGGGAUGACUCUCCUGGAGCUUGCGCGUGUGGCCGAAGCGAAUGGCAUGGCGGUGCCCGCGGGGGCAUUGUCCAUGUACGGGAACCUGACCGUAGGCGGGGUGAUUAUGGCAUCGGCGCAUGGCUCUGGAUUAGGUACUGUGAGCAGCCUAGGCGACCUGGUGACGAAGAUCAAAUGGGUGAAUGCAAAGGGGGAAAUAAUUGUAAGUGACUUGCAAACGGAGCGUGGAGCGAAGGAGGUGAGGGCCUUAGUGGGAGGACUAGGCUUGUUGGGAGUUGUCACGGAGUUCACCCUUAAGCUGCAACCCAACUCUCGAACGAUCGUGGAUACCCGGAAGGGCUUAGAUGAUACAAACCUAGUUCUUGACCUGAAGAAAACAUUAGCGCUUGAAACGCCACACAUAAUCGUGCACUGGAGGCCUGAUUUCGAAUCGUAUAAAGCACUGUUGUUUACGCAGGUGGACGAUGUGAACCAAAGUGCUGCUGCUGUCAUACCGAAAUACUAUCCGAAUGCAAGAAGAGCAUCCGACAUUCCAGUUAGUGAUAAAAUGGCCAGUGCAUGGAGCGAGCUCAUGGCCACUUGGGAGGAUGAUGCAGCGGAGGAGCUACCUUCUGCCGACGUGCUGAAUACAGAGAUCUGCAGCUGGGGAGAGAGCACGCACAGAAUGUCGAUGUUUCUGGACAUCGAUGGGACUCCGAUCGAUCAUGGAAUGUUUCGAACCAAUUCUGCGAUUUUAACAGGUGACUGUAGUCCGAAGUGCUUGUAUGCAGUGCAUCACAUGGGCACAUUUACGGAGGAUACAGAGUUCACGAUCAAAUUCUCCCAGUUGGAAGCGUGGGUGCAGAUGUGAAAAGCAUAGUGAAGACGGAGCUGGACGAGGUUGAAGCUCGCUUGCGCAUGCGCCAUGGUGUAGGCAGGGUCAAGCGGUGCCUACCUCCUGGAUACUUCUGGCUUCGGUUCGGACAAGGCAACAGGAACUUGCUUUCAACAGCCGUGGGUUCCGAGGACGUAGUCUACGUGCAAUGGACAUUCUUGCAUUCUGCAUUGAUACCAAACAAGCUUGCCAAGCAAUCCACAAUUGCUGAAACGCUAGAACAGCUGACUUUGUGCAAAUAUCAAGGUCGGCCGCACUGGGGAAAGAACCACGAGAGGGUUUUCCGACACCCUGAUUGCAAAGUUGUGGACAAUUUCCCGGCCGCGAACAUUGCACAGCUGCUAGAGAUGCAAAGGCAACAUGACCCAGAGAAAAUUUUCGAGCCUGAGCUUUUCAACGAUCUUUUGCAGAGAACAGGCCCAGAAUACUCCCCGCUCUGUACUGCACAUUUCUGGUGCUAUUGCCGAGAUGACUCUCAUUGUCCUCACGGCCACAAAUGUCGGCCCUCUCCGCUUUUCCUCGAGUACAAGAUUUGCAAAUUGGUGCAAACCACGAAUCACCAGCAACAUGCAGAACUCUGAAAGGUGCAACGUAUGGUAAACUCUACAAAUCCAUGUCACGAAUCUUACCGCAACAAAGACUAGAAAUAGGAAUUGAGGUUCAAAACAGUGACUUCCAUAACCAGUGACACCAUGGCCUUCUCAGAUUGAAGUAAGCUCAUCAUUUACAGAAUACAAACACGCUUUUAAUUAGAAGAUUACCUUCCGUCCUCAUCGUCUCGCUAUCAAAGUUGGGCUGGCUACUCAUAUGUGUCAGGUGGACGCUUCAGACGUCCAGACCUCAUCCGACGAAUGGCUGGAGCUCUUAUCCAUAGUCGCAGUCCGAAUCAAACUAGACCAUGGGCCGUACAUUUAGUCGAAGUGCUCUUUCUGAAUACCUGGCAAGGCACAAAAUCAAUCAGAUGCAGGUGGUGUGAGUAAACUACACAUUCUUGGGAAGGUUACACUGCCAGCCUGAUAUUACGAGCAACAGCAAAGGCCAUGUGUGACCGUUGAUCUAACAAGAUAAUUGCACCGACCUCAUUGCUGCUACUGUGCACUGUUCAAGAAUGUUCACAAGGAAUGAACAAUUCCAACUUAAAGUUUGUACGAUGGAAUCAAUCUUUCCUUCCUUCAAGAUUCGUCGACACUUGUGAUUCUGCACCUCUCAAGCUCCAACUCCCCUGCAACCCCCCAUGUGCUGUGACCAGCAUUGCACAGAGAGGCUUAAACAUGUAUUUUCACCUACGUCUCAGACCUCCCUCAAGUCUUAUGCAAGUCGAGCAUGAGCAGGGACAGAUGGGGUUGAGUAGGAAUUUUCUGCUGAUAAGCAGCACUGUCAGAUUGGUCAUGAUCCAAGGAAUUUUGAAAUAAUCAAAGUGUGAGUGAAAAACGACAUAGUUGGUAAUGUUUUUACCGAGAAUUGAAUUUACAUGAUAUAUUGGUGUUACCCAAUGGAGACGUAGUCACUAAGUGA